Erythranthe guttata (spotted monkey flower) is the source of this 2671-nucleotide messenger RNA. RefSeq lists its product as uncharacterized. The record is from RefSeq and is a predicted model, not a curated record. NCBI's taxonomy places the organism in Eukaryota, Viridiplantae, Streptophyta, Magnoliopsida, Lamiales, Phrymaceae.
UCCCACCGUUUCCAACGGCCAUCUUUUUUCUCUCUCCUAAAGGUUCGUACAAUAAUCGCCAUUAACCUAAAUCGUCGGCUCCAGCCUUCAAAAAAAAAAAAAAAAAAAAAAAUCACGUUUCGAAUUCCCCAUUUUUUGGAACUGCUAGCUAUGGCGGAGGAUUUCGAGGCCGCGGUGGAGGAUGGGCUGCGCCUCUCUAAGAGGGUGUACUUCGGCAAGGACAGGGCGGUUGCGCCGCCGAAGCCCCCGACGGCGAUGGAGAGGGCCGCCGGGUACUCGUACCUCCCGAACUCCCCAAUGGUCUACGCCGUGAUCUCCGACCCGGCGAUCGUCGACAACCCGGACAUGCCGAGCUACCAGCCGCACGUGCACGGCAGGUGCGACCCCCCGGCCUUGAUCCCGCUCCAGAUGAACGGGGUUUCCCUCGAGGUUGAUUGCUAUCUCGACACCGCGUUCGUCACCGUCACCGGCACGUGGCGCGUGCACUGCGUCAUGGGCAGCCGCAGCUGUGAUUGCCGCAUCGCUGUUCCCAUGGGCGAACAGGGUUCAAUUCUAGGUGUGGAGGUUGAGGUGCCGAGGAAAUCGUACUCUACCCAAAUAAUCGCCGCGGAAAACGAAAAAUGUACAGAACAAAAGGUGGCGAAAAUUGAAGAUGGAGGCUUCUUAAGAGCUCAUAUAUUCACUCUUACAAUUCCACAGAUUGAUGGAGGAACCAAUAUAUCUGUUAAACUUAGAUGGUCACAAAAGUUAGUGUAUCAUGACGGUCAAUUCACCUUGGAUAUUCCAUUUAGUUUCCCCGAGUAUGUAACCCCAGCUGCAAAGAAGAUAUCUAAACAUGAGAAGAUACAGUUGAAUGUUAAUGCGGGUCCCGGUACCGAGGUUUUGUGCAGAACUAGUUCUCAUCCCCUGAAGGAGCGACUACGACAAGCUGGAAAGUUGGGUUUCUUGUAUGAAGCUGAAGUUCUUUCAUGGUCAAGCAAUGAUUUUCAGUUCGCAUAUACUGUGUCUUCAAGUCAUACUCUUGGUGGUGUACUUUUGAGUCCUCCAUUGUUACAGGAUGCAGACAAUAGGGAUAUGUUCUGUUGCUAUGUUUUCCCGGGGAAGCAGCAGAGUGAAAAGGUUUUUAGGAAGGAAGUGGUGUUUGUUGUUGAUAUUAGUGGAAGCAUGAGAGGUAGAACACUCGAAGAUACCAAAAAUGCCCUUUUCGCUGCACUCGCGAAGCUUGACCCCAAAGACUCGUUUAAUGUAAUUGCAUUCAAUGGUGAAAUUUACCUGUUUUCCUCGGCACUUGAGCCAGCAACUUCAGAAGCUAUUGAAAAUGUGACUCAGUGGAUCAAUAUGAAUUUUGUAGCUGGUGGUGGCACGAAUAUUCUGCUUCCUCUAAAUCAGGCUAUGAAUAUGUUAUCUGAUAGUUGCAACUCAAUGCCAAUCAUUUUCCUCAUUACUGAUGGAGCUGUGGAAGACGAGAAACAUAUUUGCGACACGGUGAAAACUCAGUUAACAAGCCAAAAGAACGUUUCUACAAGAAUAUACACUCUCGGCAUAGGCACAUUCUGUAAUCAUUAUUUUCUUCGGAUGCUUGCAACAACUGGUCGGGGGCAUCAUGAAAUCGCCAGUGAUGUCGAUUCCAUUGAGGUUCGAGUGAGACGGCUAUUUGCUAGAGCGUCAUCUAUCUUUCUAGCAAAUAUUGCUUUUGAGAAUCUAGAUACACUUGAUCUUGAGGUGUUUUCUUCUGAAAUUCCAGACCUUUCGUCUGAAAGCCCGUUGAUUGUGUCAGGCAGAUACCAGGGAUCUUUUCCGAAUACCCUUAAAGUUAAUGGUAUCGUUGCAGAUAUGAGCAAUUUUUCUCUCGAGCUGAAAGUGGAACAGGCAAGCGAGAUACCUAUUGCCAAGAUUGUAGCCAAACAUCAGAUUGAACAACUCACAGCUCAAGCCUGGUUCUCAGACAAUCAGGAGCUCCAGGAUAAGAUAGCGAAAAUGAGUGUCCUAAACGGUAUUAUCUCUGAACACACGAGCAUGGUCUUGCUCGAGACAGAGAGAGGGAAAACAAAAGUCGAUUCCACCACUAAGCAACAGGUUUCGAGCAAAAGCAAAGCGGAUCAACACAACAAGGCCGAAGACUCCAAACCUAAAAGAAUAUCGGUGCUGCACAACGUGGGGCUCGGUUUCGGAAAUCCAAUUGCUACAGGCGAUAAUAUUCCUCCAGGGUGUAAAGACACGAAACCAGCCGAUGCUGCAGAGGUUUUCGUAAAGGCGGCUUCUGUGUGCUGCGGAAGGCUUCUCAACCACUGCUGUUGCAUGUACUGCAUACAGUGUUGCUCUAAAAUGAACGAUCAGUGCGCGAUUGCAUUCACUCAGCUGUUCGGUGCUUUGGCUUGUUUGGGCUGCUAUGCCUGUUGCUGUGAUGGAAACGAAUGAUAAAUCUUGAUAAUUAUAUGUAUAAUUAUAUAUAUAUACAUACAGAUAUUGUAAGAAGAUUGUACGGAUUUCUAGGUGAAUCGAAGCCUAAGUUAACAUUUUGUCCAAAGCAGCAGAAAACUGUACAAUUAGUUUGUACAUUAAUUAGGACUCAUCUACAUAUUGUUAUAUCCUCUAAUAUGCCUGGGAAGGACUCAUCUACGUUGCUAUUGUUUAUUAUUACAUUGUGAUUAUAGUCUUUAAUCCUGUAUAA